This is a messenger RNA of Paramacrobiotus metropolitanus, 2113 nucleotides long. RefSeq names its product probable dolichyl pyrophosphate Glc1Man9GlcNAc2 alpha-1,3-glucosyltransferase. Gene Ontology annotation, cellular component: endoplasmic reticulum membrane. The coding region runs from base 243 to 1997 and encodes 584 amino acids. Lineage: Eukaryota; Metazoa; Tardigrada; Eutardigrada; Parachela; Macrobiotidae. The transcript is spliced from 5 exons. Gene Ontology annotation, biological process: protein N-linked glycosylation. Gene Ontology annotation, molecular function: dolichyl pyrophosphate Glc1Man9GlcNAc2 alpha-1,3-glucosyltransferase activity. The record is from RefSeq and is a predicted model, not a curated record.
UUGUAAUAUACUGUACUUAAGAGUCUUACGAAAUUAUUAAUACUGCUCUAAAUCCAAAUAAAACCAAAAUCGAACUCGGAACCGUGAACAAAUUGCUUUAACAACCUAUGGAUACGAUUUUUGCUUAAGAAUACUUUUGUGAUCAUUUGGCACAGACCAGCCACAAGGACAACCGCCUUGGAUGUUGUUCGGAUGAUACCGAUCGUUAGUAGUGACUCCAAUACAUAUCUUCCCGUUACUGAAUGGGAAUUUCGGACAUGCAGCCUCCUGGUUCCCUACGUUUUCGCUCUUAUGGCAUGCACGCUGGAAGUGGCGAUGCUGGCAUGCAGAAUCCGCUGCGAGCAUAUCCGCGCAAUCCACUGUCGCCCGAGAACCUCGCACCGCGUCCACGACUGUUUCUGGGCGACAAUCGCGGUGAUAACUACGGCGCACCAGCGCUGAAAAGUCCCACGUUCGAUCGCAACGAUUCACGCAGCGGUCCGUUUAUCUUCCUGCUGGUCAGUGUCACCGCACUGAAAUUCCUCUUUAUUCCCGCCUACCGUUCCACCGACUUCGAAGUGCACCGCAACUGGCUGGCUGUGACGCAUUCGCUGCCCGUGCGCCAGUGGUACGUCGAAGCCACGUCAGAGUGGACGUUGGACUAUCCGCCGCUCUUCGCCUGGAUGGAAUAUCUCCUCUCCCACGUGGCGCGACUCUGUGAUCCCCGUAUGCUGAUGAUCACCAAAUUGCCGUACGCCAGCCACGCCACCGUCGUCUUUCAGCGCGUCUCGGUGAUUGUGCUGGAUGCGACGUUCGUGUAUGCGACAUACCAAGGUUAUCGUUAUUUACUGCAGCGCGCACUGAGCGCCAAGAGCCGCGCGGCGUAUUCACCCGGGACGAUUUAUGCCUGUCUGAUGUUGUGGAAUGUGGGCCUGUUAAUUGUGGAUCAUAUUCAUUUUCAGUAUAAUGGAUUUUUAUUGGGGUUUGUCCAGUUGGCGGUGAUUCGGAUGGUGGAGAAACGGUAUUUUGCUGCGGCGCUGUGGUUCAGUGUGGCGUUGAAUUUUAAGCAUAUUUUUCUGUACAUGGCCCCGCCGUUCGGCAUAUUUCUCCUGCGACAAUGCUGCUUUCCCGAGGGGAUUUCGCUCAAAAAUUUUAAUAUUAAAGCCUUUGCCAUUUUGGGGGGGAUUUUUCUAGCCGCUUCCGCAGUUUCCCUGGGUCCGUUUAUUUAUUUAAAUCAGCUGGGACAAGUCAUCAGCCGACUGUUUCCUUUCCAACGGGGUUUAACGCACGCCUACUGGGCGCCGAAUUUUUGGGCCUUGUACAACACUGCGGAUAAAUUUCUCACGAUCGGCGCGACGAAACUGCAGUUUAUUCAUUUACCGAAUGGGACGGCGGCGUUAACAGGAGGCUUGGUGGGUGGGCAAGAGCAUACUCUAUUGCCCAGUAUUACUCCGUCCGUGACCAUGCUGCUUACCGUAUUGGGAAUGCUGCCGGCAUUGUGCAUGCUGUGGAAUGCCAAAACGGGGGAUCAGUUCGUCAAGGGUUUGACUAUCUGCACACUCUCAAGCUUCCUUUUCGGCUGGCAUGUGCACGAAAAAGCCAUUCUGCUGGUGACCAUUCCGUAUACGUGGCUGGCGAUUAAUAACAAUAAGGAUGCCAAGAUUUAUUUGAUUUUGACGACGGCGGGGUAUUUUGGACUCCACCCGCUGCUGUUCACCGCACCGGAAGUGUCCCUUAAGUAUAUGAUGCUGUUUUUAUAUGGAUACGUUUUAUUUCGACUGUUGAAGGAUCGGUUUCCUCUCAGUCAAUCGGCAUGGAGUGUGUUUCCAUUGCUGAAUGCUGCGGAAUCGUUGUAUAUUUUGGGAUUUUUUGCCGUGGCUUUAUAUGGAGAGUGUAUACAUUUUGUUUUGCAUUUGGAUAGAAACCUGCCAUUCCUUCCUCUCAUGAUCACAUCCGCAUACAGUGCUCUUGGCGUUGUGUAUGCGUAUGUCAAGUUGUUGCUCUCUGGUAUGCGAUAAAUUAAGUAUUUUCCGAUAGGCUGUUACGCCUUUGAGGAAAAGAGUUUUAAAAAAUUUUAGAGGCUACUUUGUAUGUUUUAACCAGUUUAUACCCGAAAAGCCAUUAAAACCCUGGG